UUAACGGUUAAAAAAAAUAAAAUAAAAAUAAACAGCCUUUACGCGACGCCAAUCCAUCUACGUCAUCAUUCUACGACAGUCGGGCAUGCCAGUUAUUGAAGGACAAGCAGCGCUUACCGAGGAUGAGACUCUUUUAAGUCUUGUGUGCAGGAAACAGCCAUGGCUCUAUCGUGUCUAAGUCGGGCUCUGCGCAGUCUGUCUCUUUCACAGACACCUCUGUUGUCAUCGCAGACACUGGCUAAAGUGAUACCUGACGUCCAACUUCCGUUACCAGCGCUGAGCCACAGUACUAAUUUACAACUAUGCAGAGGAUUUUUAACAACGGCGUCUUUAGACCAGAACCAGACGAAAUGGAAACAGCGGGAUAAGUACACCAUCAAGCCCAUUGGAAUGAAAAAGACCGGAGGCAGAGAUCACACAGGCAAGGUGCGGACACAUGGUAUUGGUGGGGGCCACAAGCAGAGGUACCGCUGGGUUGACUUCCAGCGCCUGCGCUUUGAAGAGGGAAAGGAGGACCAGGCCUUUGACGAGAAAGUUGUAGAAGUGCGCUAUGAUCCAUGCAGGUCUGCAGACAUUGCCCUGGUGGCAGGGGGAAGCAGGAAGAGGUGGCUCAUCGCUACGGAGAACAUGCAGGUCGGAGACCUCAUCAAAACCUCCGGAGUCAUCGGACGAAUGGCAGUCUCCGCCAACGAGGGCGAUUCAUACCCGCUCGGAGCUCUUCCUGUGGGCACUCUGGUGAACAACUUGGAGUUACGACCGGGGUCGGGAUCAGUUUAUAUUCGUGCUGCAGGCACCAGCGGAGUCCUGCUGCGUAAGGUCAACGGGACGGCCAUCGUCCAGCUCCCCUCCAAACAGCAGGUCCAGGUGGCGGAGACCUGCAUGGUGACGGUGGGUCGCGUCUCCAACGUGGACCACAACAAGAGGAUCAUCGGCAAGGCGGGCCGCAACCGCUGGCUGGGCAUCCGGCCGUCCAGCGGCCUGUGGAAGAGGAAGGGCGGCUGGGCCGGGCGCAAGAUCAAACCGCUGCCGCCCAUGAAGAGCUACGUCAACCUGCCCUCCAUUUCAGCCGCUUGAGCACAGGGCUCUGACUUCGCUCUCGCUGUGUGUGACUGAGAAGUGUCUUUGUAUCUAUUAAGCAAUUACGCCACAAUAAAAGUGGAAAACCACGUGUUUGACUCUGGAAAUGAAAACCCCAAAUGCUGGUUGUACAGAAGAUUAAAAACUUUAUUUUAACACAAAUGCUUGUGACAGCAUGGAAAGAAACAAAACCAUAUAAAAAAAUCAAAAACGUAUUUACAACUAUAGUAAAACAUGCAAAGAGUAACCCAUAUUUUCUUAGUGGUAAAUUUAAAAAUACUGUCAUGUCAUUUAAAAUAGGGUUUGUGCAAAGACACUUGGGUGGCAUUUCAAAUCCCAGGAUCAAUGAGGUGGCGCUUGGCAGGCUAUGGAGUAGGACCACUUAAGGGGAAAUGAUGCAUAAGUUAUGUUGAAAGUUUGCUUACUGCAGUGCUUUAAGUUUGGUGAAAAAGUUGCUGUAAAAGCCGAAAAGCCAACUCACUGAUCCAUUCCUGUAAAACACCCCCAUGCUACCUUUUUAAAUCUAGGGUAAAAUGUAACGGAGGUCAUUGAAAUACACCUGUAUGCUCUUUAUGACGUUUUAAAGGGCCAUCUCUUUUACAGCCUUCUCCGGCCCUGGCUAGCACAUCACAGCACAGGGCUUACGAAUGGACACUGGCCGGGUCAUCUCUGGAGAAUUUAGCGAAUAGGUAUUAAAGUAGAGAAAUGGAACAGCUCGAGUGUACAGUCACAGGGAGACAUGUGGCGGUAGAUGUUGAAUAAGAGUUACUUUUAACAUCAAGUAGCAAAGACGAAAGCGCAAAAGAAAAAAAAAUACUUGUCAGACUUGGAGGCGCUCUAUCCCGUCAUGAACGCUGAGCCCCGGUUAUAGAGGGCUCUUGUUGCACUCGGAUAAAGAAAUGCCUUCUGGUGACGGAAAGGUAGUGGUUUAUAUUUCAGACAUAGCCUCCAACGACCUCCGAGCCCAAGUGUGUUCUGAAUGGAGCUGAACGGUGGAUUCAACCACAAAAAGUGCAUUACACAGUGGGCGAGAAAUUUACAAGAAAUUACACAUUGGACUAGUGUUUGCAUUUUAGAAAUCAAACAAUUAUUGAAAUACAUUUGGCAUCCAGAAGAAAUAAAGGUUAAUUAUUUGUGCUUUAAAUUUAGUAGGAGGGGGGGAAUUUGCAAUUCACAAUAGUACAUCUUCUAUAGUUUAUAUACAAUACUAUAAAAGACAGCUUGUUUAAGCUCGAAAGUCUUCACUUUAUAUAAAAAGCAACAACAGGUAAUUCAUCACCAAGAAGGCCCUUUUUUGCUAUCUCUCAAAGGUUUCCUAUUGCAAAUAGUUCACAUAAGUAACACACUUCAGGGAGUACCAUAAAAUAUUUAGCACACCUACACAGACACACAUAGGCAGUGACUUAAACCCUCUGCUCAUCCCAUCGCGUCGUGCGCACGUUAAAGUCAGACUUUCAUAAAGUCCAAAACAAAACAUUUCUUAGUAUAGGCAUAUUCAACACUGAGUGGGUAACUUGUCUUAACGACGUAACAUUUAACAUUUUUUUGCACUACUUCCAUAUCAAGCCACAUAGGGAUUAUUAUAUUUUGAUGUUCUCGUUUAGCAUUUGAACACUUAAAAGAUGUAAGAAGUCGCAAUUUUUUAUUUGGACCAAUAUGAGCCACUUCGCUGAAGCAAACAAAGAUUUAGGGAAACGCCAUACUCUAAGCGGAUUCCUGCAGGGACGAGACCAAGCCGUGUAGUGUAUAUUCAAAAGCGCUAAACCAACUGGAUUUUGGCACAUCACCACAUAUCUACUCAAGAAGUCCCGAACCACAAAGACGGGUUUCCAAGUGACGCUAAUGAGAGCCGACGCAUCUUCUAAACACAACAGACAAACAUGUGGUUAGGAACCCCAAGUUACCCCUUACAAACAGGGGCAGGCCGGAUGUCAACACAAGGGGAAUCAGUGAA
Molecule: messenger RNA, 3031 nt
Organism: Gadus macrocephalus (Pacific cod)
Lineage: Eukaryota; Metazoa; Chordata; Actinopteri; Gadiformes; Gadidae
Gene: mrpl2
Product: mitochondrial ribosomal protein L2
Exons: 8
Coding region: 160-1074 (304 amino acids)
Biological process (GO): cytoplasmic translation
Cellular component (GO): ribosome
Molecular function (GO): structural constituent of ribosome; RNA binding
Source: RefSeq, a predicted model, not a curated record